This is a messenger RNA of Eupeodes corollae, 1534 nucleotides long. RefSeq lists its product as uncharacterized. The transcript is spliced from 3 exons. NCBI's taxonomy places the organism in Eukaryota, Metazoa, Arthropoda, Insecta, Diptera, Syrphidae. Gene Ontology annotation, cellular component: nucleus. The coding region runs from base 237 to 1097 and encodes 286 amino acids. The record is from RefSeq and is a predicted model, not a curated record.
UUCUAAAUGAAAAUUCCCAGGGAAAUAUUUCCCUUUUCCCUUCUCUCAUAUUCUAAACGAAAAAUUCCCGGGGAUUUUGUUCCCUUUUCUCUUUUCCCUUAUUAUAAACUAACUUCGAAUGUGGGAACAAAUACUCCGAGAAAAAAGUAGGCAUUCUAAAUGUCAAAAGAAGGGAAUUAAAAAAUGUAUUUGGCGCGAGUUUCUUCCCGAUAAAUUUGGUGGGGAGUUUGACCAAAAUGUCUAAAACAACAAACAAGUGCCAGCUUCAAAUUCUGUUGAGUUUGAUGGAAGCCCAACGCGAUAUUGCUUGUGGCUUCCAGAAAGGAAGCAAGGAGGAGGUGUUACUGUUUUGGCAUGCGGCUGAAAAUGCUUUAAAUGCAUCUGGGCCACCAAGCAAAAACAUAUCGGAAUGGAAAAAGGUGUGGUGUGACCAGAAAAAAUAUGUUAGAGCUAAGGCUGCUACAAACCUUAAGGCCAGAAAUGGUACUGGCGGUGGGCCAAACAAAGAACAAAAACUUUCCGACUAUGAACAGGCUGUCUACGACUUAAUUGGGAUGAAAGAGUCAAUAGAAGGUGUAACAGCAAAAACUUUUGGCCUGGAAACAAAAAAGGUAAACAAAGAAAAUGUUCAACCUCCGGAAAACGAACCUGUAGUUGAAGGAUACCUCCAGGAAUUAGUUAUUGAAGCCCUAUAUGACGAACCAGAAUCAACACCAGUAAAUACAACGCAAAGGGGUUACCCUCGUCCGAGUACAAGUAGUACAAAGAAAAGGACUGCCUCAGAAGCUUUUGAUGAGGAACUUAAGACUCAAAGGGAGUUAUGUGAGGCUGUCAAGGGUGUAGUUGAGGAAAUUAAAGAAAAUAGAAGAAACACCACAAAAGUUUACCGAGCUCUUGACAAAAUUUAUGAAUUUAAAAAAAAAAGUUAUGAAGAUUAUUUGGCGAUAAAAAAAGAAAAACUUGAGGAAGUUAAACGACACAACCAACGCAUGGAGCAAUUAAGAGUUCAAGAAAUCGAAGAUAAAAUUGAAAGUAACCGUCGGCUUCUUGAAAUAAAAGAACUAAAAGCUCAAGUUUUCCAGUUGUCGAAAGAUUGAACAGUUAUCCUUCGAAAUAUUUAUUUUUAAGUUUCAUUACCUUCUGUGAUUUUUUUAUUUUUAUGAUUUUUAAGUUUUUACAAUAGUUGCUUAGUGUGUAUGCAUAUGAAUUCCGUUAUUUUUUUGUUGUUAAUUGAUUUAAAAACGUGUGAUAUUAAAUAAAUAAAUGAAUUACUUUUGAAUAAAUUAAUUAAUGUUUUAUUGAUGUAUUACAUACAUAUGUUUAAAGGUUGAUGCCUAUAUUUUGUCGUAUUCUCUGCGCCGCUGUGGUAUACUCAGAUCUUUCUUGUGAUGCGAUUUCAAGAGGAAUUUCAGAAAUUUCAGGUGUUACAGAAAUCAAUUCAUCGUCCAUAGGAUCGGCUUUAUAAUAAAUGCAUAUGUUAUGCAAUGCGCAGCACACAUUUAUAAUUUUCGCUGCCUUCGCCGGGCAGUAGUGC